AUGGCAGAACGAAAAUCCGCCUACGGCGCUCCAGCCUCUGACACAGACUUUCGUCGAACAUGGGACCGAGAAGCUUACGCAGCCAAGGCCAAAGCUGAAGAUGAGAAGCGAAAGGAGGAGUCCAAAGCCCGAUACGAGGCGAAACUGGAAGGAAAGAAAUGGCACAAACAUGUCGACAUGUCAGAACUGGACACGACAUCGGCUCGCAGUUCACGUCUAGACAUUGCCAGCAUGGUCGGUAAGACGACAAUCAUUCCCGCAAGUGCUGGUGUGGGUAGAAGGGGAAAAGGUGCAGGCUUCUACUGUGAGGCUUGUGACUUGACAUACAAGGACAACGUGCAGUACAUUGAGCAUUUGAACUCCAAACAGCAUCUGAUUAAUACUGGGCAAAGUGGAGAGGUCAAAAGAGCUACCCUGCAAGACGUCAAGGAUAGGAUAGAGUUGUUGAAGGCGAGAAAGAGACAAAGAGAGGAAGAGGAGAGAAAGCUGGGUGAGCUAGACAUUGGUGCUAGGAUUCAAAAAGCUGAAGAGGUCGAGAUGGCCGAGAGGGACGAAAAGAGGAGAAAGCGCAAUGAGAAGAGACGGAAGGGAGGUAUCAAGCAGGAGGACGAUUGGGAGGGCAGGUUGGGGGUGAUUGCGUGA
Messenger RNA from Lithohypha guttulata, 642 nucleotides. RefSeq lists its product as uncharacterized. Gene Ontology annotation, molecular function: zinc ion binding; nucleic acid binding. The transcript has a single exon. Gene Ontology annotation, cellular component: U4/U6 x U5 tri-snRNP complex; spliceosomal complex. The record is from RefSeq and is a predicted model, not a curated record. NCBI's taxonomy places the organism in Eukaryota, Fungi, Ascomycota, Eurotiomycetes, Chaetothyriales, Trichomeriaceae. Gene Ontology annotation, biological process: mRNA splicing, via spliceosome. Bases 1 to 642 code for a protein of 213 amino acids.